Messenger RNA from Pteronotus mesoamericanus, 576 nucleotides. It is a transcript of the gene GLIPR1L1, whose product is annotated as GLIPR1 like 1. NCBI's taxonomy places the organism in Eukaryota, Metazoa, Chordata, Mammalia, Chiroptera, Mormoopidae. The record is from RefSeq and is a predicted model, not a curated record. Gene Ontology annotation, cellular component: extracellular region. The transcript is spliced from 4 exons. The coding region runs from base 1 to 576 and encodes 191 amino acids.
AUGGUUCUAAGGAAUGAAUUAAGUUGCUUUUGGACUUUAGGUUUCUGUCUGGUAGCCAGUAAAUCGUCUCUCAAUGUCCCAUCCAUCAAAGACCGGAGUUUCAUAGACGCCUGUGUCGCUGCUCACAAUGAAAUGCGCAGCCAAGUUCAGCCCCCCGCGGCCAACAUGAAAUACAUGACUUGGGAUGAAGGUUUAGCAAAAGUGGCAAAAGCAUGGGCAAACAAGUGCAAAUAUGAACACAACAGCUGUUUAAAAAAAUCAUAUCAAUGUCUUCCAGCUUUUGAAUUUGUUGGAGAAAAUAUCUGGUUAGGUGGAUUACCCAUAUUUACACCGAAAUUUGCUGUUGCUUCUUGGUAUAGUGAAAAUAAAUUUUACAAUUAUAGUAAUCUACAUUGUUCUAAAGUUUGUGGCCAUUAUACGCAGGUAGUUUGGGCCAAUUCACAUAAAGUUGGUUGUGCAAUUACAAUUUGUCCUAAACUUGGGAGAGCUGAAACUUCAAUAUUUGUAUGUGACUAUGGACCUCCCAUAUCCGAAUUCGAAUAUUCAGAGGAAAGCACCUCAGUGGAGAGCAUGUAA